UUUAAUUGUCACCACGACAUACGAGAAAAAUGCACAGAGAGGAAGUCGGUUGUGGAAACGCUAUCUUUCUCGCAUAGGGUACUGACGGUGCGCCUGCGUUUUAACUUUACUUUUGUACUUAUAUACACUUAUAUAUUUUCAAACUCGCGCUCAGGUGUGACUCAAAACGUAACUGCAAGACUUCAGACGAACACUUAAGUCCAGUUUAGACACGCAUAAGUCAGCGUUUGUGCUUGGUUGCUAUUCCACAUCAUCAAGUUCUGUAAUGGCGGCGUUUUGAGUCAACGAGAGAGGGCGCCUAGCAGCCCUCUCAACCAAUCAGAGCCGAAGAGAUGGGGAAUUCAACAAUAUGGCGGCAUUUAACCAUUGUCAAGUAGUACUCCUUGUUUAUUUCAUGCACCGCUUGUACUAGUCUAUUCUUCGCUUUAUGUCCUCGACCGAGGUCUCACUGUUACAUUUUGAAUAUAGCAGAAGCAACUAGGUUAAUCUUUGACGUUACUCAAGUGCGACAUUACGAUUCACCAUUUGUUACUUUUUCAUCUUUUUCGUGUUAUAAGAAACAGCUUCUUUUUAAAAAGUAAUUUUCAUCGCUGUUAGCACCUCAGCUCAUGUCGGAAGUGAAAUGGCGUAUAGCACACCGCUCCACCUGAUCCGCCACCUAAACAUUUCUCAUCUAGUCGUUCCGCGGGCUUCCUUUAAUUCCUAUGGGCAGCUAGCGUACGCAACCACAUCGACGGCACUCGUAUCGGGCUCCAUGGCCGAGCGCACCAAGUUCACCUCGUACUGCCUGUUCUCGGCUCUGGCCACGGUGCUGUACUGCGUGCCGGCCGGGUGGCUCUGGAAUCAGGGCGGCUUCCUGGCGCGCAUGGGCGCCGUCGACAUCGGCGGAUCGGGAGUGGUGCACCUGCUUGGCGGGUGCGUGGGUCUGGUCGCCGCCGUCGUGCUCGGGCCACGGCUGGGACGCUAUGACUCCGGCACGGCGCCGCUGCCCCUGGGCAACCCCACCAACGCGUUGCUGGGACUUUUCAUGCUCUGGUGGGGAUGGCUUGGAUUUAGCGCUGGAAGCACUAUGGGAAUCGUGCGAAACAAGUGGAAAUACUCCGCGAGGGCCUCAGUGACGACUAUCCUGGCGUCAAUGACCGGUGGCUUCGUGGGAAUGGCAAUGAGUUUCAUCUUGAAGAAAGGUCAGCAUGACGUCUCGUGGCUCAUGAACACCGUCAUGGGAUCGCUUGUGGCUAUCUCAGGCGGCGCGCCCAUCUUCCGUCCCUGGGCCGCGUUGGUGGUGGGCGCCGUGGCGGCCCUGCUGGUGCUGGCGGCCAUCCCGCUGCUGGACCGGCUGCACGUGGACGACCCGACUGAGACGUUCGCCGCGCACGGCGUCUGCGGCCUCUGGGGGCUCCUCGCCAUCGGCCUGUUCCCCGAACGCGACACGCUCAUGGACUACACGCACGGCCGGUCCGGACUGCUGGCCGCCGGCGGGGACGCCAGCCUGCUCGCCGUGCAAGCGGUGGCCGCCGCUUGCAUCAUCGCCUGGGCCAUCGGUGCCUCGACCGUGCUGCUGCUUCUGAUCAAGUACACGAUCGGACUGCGCAUGACUGCAGAACAGGAAAUCCUGGGUCCUGACCUCGUGGACCACGACAUUGAGCACGACUACAACUCGCCUUUUCUUCGCGCCCUGCAGGAACACUACCGAGCCGGUCGCAAGUUGAAAGCCCUGAAAAUUAAAGUUGACAUUCUUAGAGAAUAAAAA
Molecule: messenger RNA, 1750 nt
Organism: Dermacentor andersoni
Lineage: Eukaryota; Metazoa; Arthropoda; Arachnida; Ixodida; Ixodidae
Product: putative ammonium transporter 3
Biological process (GO): ammonium transmembrane transport; ammonium homeostasis
Cellular component (GO): plasma membrane
Molecular function (GO): ammonium channel activity
Source: RefSeq, a predicted model, not a curated record